Homo sapiens (human) is the source of this 1533-nucleotide messenger RNA. RefSeq names its product mediator complex subunit 19 (gene MED19). Gene Ontology annotation, biological process: regulation of transcription by RNA polymerase II. Bases 37 to 621 code for a protein of 194 amino acids. Gene Ontology annotation, cellular component: nucleus; mediator complex. Gene Ontology annotation, molecular function: transcription coregulator activity. NCBI's taxonomy places the organism in Eukaryota, Metazoa, Chordata, Mammalia, Primates, Hominidae. The record is from RefSeq and is marked reviewed. The transcript has 4 exons.
GGCAGACACGGAGACAGCGCCGGGGCGGAGGGUACGAUGGAGAAUUUCACGGCACUGUUUGGGGCUCAGGCUGACCCACCACCGCCCCCAACCGCACUCGGCUUCGGACCAGGAAAGCCUCCACCCCCGCCACCGCCUCCUGCGGGCGGGGGACCCGGCACGGCCCCGCCUCCCACCGCGGCCACGGCUCCUCCUGGCGCGGACAAGUCAGGAGCUGGCUGUGGCCCUUUUUACCUCAUGAGGGAACUGCCAGGUAGCACAGAGCUGACAGGCAGCACGAAUCUGAUCACACACUACAACUUGGAACAAGCCUAUAAUAAAUUCUGUGGGAAGAAGGUGAAGGAGAAGCUAAGUAACUUCCUGCCUGACCUGCCAGGGAUGAUUGAUCUGCCUGGUUCCCAUGAUAACAGCAGCCUCCGCUCUCUCAUUGAGAAGCCCCCUAUUCUCAGUAGCUCUUUCAAUCCUAUCACAGGGACCAUGCUGGCCGGCUUCCGCCUCCACACUGGCCCGUUGCCGGAGCAGUGUCGUCUGAUGCAUAUUCAGCCUCCCAAGAAGAAGAAUAAGCACAAGCACAAACAGAGCCGUACCCAGGAUCCUGUCCCCCCAGGUAAACCCAGUUAAGUUCCGUAUGGAGCUCUGGACUCCUAAAUUCCCCUGAAGAAGAAACCAAUGUACUGUGGUCUCUUGGGACUUGGGACAGGGACUCUAGCAGCACCUCUGUAUCCUUUCUGGCCAUUUGGACAAAAGCAGUUGCCCCGACUUGGGAUUUUCCUGUAGUCUUCAGUGGUUCAUAACAGUAGAGGAUUUUGAGCUUUACAGGUGAUAGGUACCUAAUGUCUCCUACAGAAACACCAUCUGAUUCAGAUCACAAGAAGAAGAAAAAGAAAAAAGAAGAGGAUCCUGAACGGAAAAGGAAGAAGAAAGAGAAGAAGAAAAAGAAGGUAGAGUAGAGGCCUAUUGCCACAACCCAGUGAGUUUCCCCAGAUCUCACCCCUGUCCUAAAUACCCUAGAGUUCUUUGCCUCAAGUUGGACCCAAGAUUGAAAACCCAAGGCAGGUUGCAGGUUUCUCCUGUACAGCCUGAUCAAAGCCAAGGCUAGUUCCUAGUUGUUCUUACCCUGCUUCUUUCUCCCCCAGAAUCGACAUAGUCCAGACCACCCAGGUAUGGGCAGCUCCCAGGCCAGCAGCAGCAGCAGCCUACGCUAAUAGGACCACUGGACUCUUUGCCAGGAUGGCUUUUCCUGCUGUACUGAACCUGCUGAUAAAAGCUGCCUUCCAGGCUCUUGGACACUGCCUUGGGAGCAUCCUGCAGCUGGGACAGAGGCCAGCUCCUGUUGGGCUCAGUUGAGACUAAGUAAAUUAGGAGAGAGAGGGACAUGCUUUUGUAGGCUCAUCCCAGUUGGUUUUCUCAUGGACAUCUCUUCCUCUCCCAGGAAGCUUACAAUUUUCUUCUCUCUCUUUUGUGCAAUUUGUCUGAUUUAGGACUUGUUCUGUGUUUUCUUUAAAAAAAAAAAAAUUACAUUUAUCAAACUGG